CGAAUGUAAAAUUUAAACCGAAAAAACGGCGACGGCAAAUAUUUUCUUUGGCUUUUGGAAAAAUAAAUGGCCACAGCGGACGUUAAACCAAUUGCAACUGUAAGUGGUGCUCAAGCUAAUCCUGAGGGAGAAAUGGACGCUUUGCUACUAGGAAGAACCAGGGAAUUAGUCGUUAGUUCACCAAACGAGCGAAAUUGGCGAGGAAUUUUCAUCGCAUUACUAGUGAUUGUAGCAGUUUUGGGACUGAUAGUAUUCAGUAUAGUGCUGGUUUCGCCGCCUGAAGAAGGUUCUAGAGUGAAAGGGGAAAAACCUACUCUGGAAGAUAUCUAUUUAAAACUACCCGAACCAGCUAAAUUCAAUGGGACAUGGAUAUCAGAUACAGAAUUUGUCUACAGAGAUAUAUUUGGCGGUAUCAGCAUUUACAAUGCGGAGAAUCUCACGACAUCGACGUUUCUGACAAAUACAACCUUCAGACAAUACAACGUGGUCGAUUUCAGGACGUCCAGGGACUUAAAAUUCGUUCUAUUAAUAACCGAUCUGAGGCACAAUUUCGAUUAUUCAACGUUGGCCCAAUAUUACAUUUUAGAAGUAUCUUCUGGUUAUACAAAACCGCUUUCGCCCAAGGAAUUGGACGAUAGCGCGCCGUUUUUAAAAUACGCAACAUGGUCCACUAAUGGAACUUCCAUAGCCUUCGUUCAUAACAACGACAUUUACUACAAACCUAAAGUUCAAAAGGACUUGGUUUGUAGGAUUACAUCGACCGGAGGGGAGGAUAUUUUUAAUGGCGUACCUGAUUGGAUUUACGAAACGGAGAUUUUAAAAACUGAUCAUACGUUAUGGUUUUCACCUGAUGGAUUAUAUUUAAUGUAUGCUACUUUUAACGAUAGUAAAGUUGGAGAGUACACAUACACUUGGUAUGAUAGUGGGAACCCAAAGGCGAAGUAUCCCGAAGUUAAAAGCAUCAAAUAUCCAAAGGUGGAAAGUAAUAACCCUGAGGUGACCGUCUGGAUCGUUAACUUGAGCGCCCCGAAAUAUUUGUUCCCCGUACAGCUGAAACCGACGUCGAGCGUCGAAAAUGGAAGCUAUCUAACAAGCGCGAGUUUCUAUGGAGAUCACGAUGUUGCUUUGGUGUGGCUCAAUCGGAGACAGAACGUUUCGGUGAUCCUCAGCUGUCGAGCACAGAACAAUUUCAAUUGUACCGAUUACCGGCCAUUAAAGCUUUCCUACUUACACAUAAAACUUGUUUUAGAUUCGUACUUCACAGAAAGAUACCUAGGAAUACCGUCUCAACAGUUCUUGGAAUACGAAAAAGCAGAUUUAACAAAAAGAGCAAGUAAUAUGCGAGGAAAACAUUUUCUUUUAAUUCACGGAACAGCGGAUACGACGGUAAAACCACAACAUUCCAUGAGGCUUGCGAGAUCUUUAAUAGAUUACGAUAUCUUGUUUCGACAGUUGGUGUAUCCAGAUGAAAGCCAUACGUUUAGUAAGAAAGGUCUGAUGCAUAUGUACAAAGAAAUCGACCAGUUUUUCAACGAAUCCUUUGGUCCAAGUUUGGACGAUUGGGAGGAGAACACGGGUUUUUUUAUGCAAUGAUUUGCCAAGGAUUAUUGUUAAAGUUGUACCUAAGAUUUCCGACUUUUACCUCUCCUUUCCAGUUAAUGAUUCGGAUUCUCUUAUGAGGAAAAUUUAAAUAGAAUCAAAAGCUAGACCAAUUUCACAAACACAUCAUUGUAUAUAAAAAGCGACGAGUCGUCGAGAUAGGGUCGACUCAAAAAUAUGAAGAGAAAAAAAUUCGUCCAAAAAGGUCCCCAAGACAGGAUGCAAGAAUGUAAGCUUUUUUGUUGUCUCAAAGAAAUUAUCGAUCGCGCAACGAUUUGUUGACUAUGUUAACGUGAAAUAAUUAUUAAUAAAAUAGUUAAUAGGUUCGACUUUUGCAAUGUGAUAAUUAAUUUAUUUUUUAACUACCAAUGUGUUAAUAAAAAUAAAUUGAGAUACCCCCGAAAUCCCCCAAAUUAAUUGUUUGUAAAUAAAUAUAUGUAAAAGCUUACAUUCCGAUUUUAUACACGUGUGUAUAUAUUAUAUGUGCCUGACCUAAUAGCUUUAUUAAAUGAGACCGAUAUUAUGAAUUAAAAAUUAAGCGUUGAAGACGAAAAUUAAAAAUGAAACAAAAAGUUAAAAUGUUAAA
Molecule: messenger RNA, 2185 nt
Organism: Onthophagus taurus
Lineage: Eukaryota; Metazoa; Arthropoda; Insecta; Coleoptera; Scarabaeidae
Source: RefSeq, a predicted model, not a curated record